This is a messenger RNA of Lithohypha guttulata, 906 nucleotides long. RefSeq lists its product as uncharacterized. The transcript has 3 exons. The coding region runs from base 1 to 906 and encodes 301 amino acids. Gene Ontology annotation, molecular function: iron ion binding; 2 iron, 2 sulfur cluster binding. Lineage: Eukaryota; Fungi; Ascomycota; Eurotiomycetes; Chaetothyriales; Trichomeriaceae. The record is from RefSeq and is a predicted model, not a curated record.
AUGACAGCUUUGAUCAGGCGCUAUUUGAGCCUUUCCAGUUCUGCGGGAGACAAGCAGACCUGCACAGAAAGAGCACUUCCUUCUUCGUGGUACCGCUCCGGUCAUCUUUAUGAGCUCGAAAGAAGAGCAAUCUUCUCUAAGAGAUGGAUGCUUGUCAGCCAUAAGUUGAGGUUUGUCAAUAUCGGAGACUGGGUGAGGUUUGAAGAGGCUGGCUUCGAAUUCUUUCUUUGUCUGAACAAGGAAGGUAACAUCAAUGGCUUUCACAAUGUUUGCAGACACCGUGGAUUCCCUAUUGUGACAGAAGCGACCGGUCGCUCUCAGAUCUUCUCGUGUAAGUAUCAUGGCUGGUCUUAUGGACUUGGGGGGAAGCUGGCGAAAGCACCCGGUUAUCAGGAGAUGACAGGCUUCGAUAAGACUAUAAAUGGUCUCCUGCAAGUUCAUGUCUAUGUUGAUAGAAAUAACUUCAUCUGGGUGAAUCUUGAUUCGUCCGAGGAGCCCGAAGUGGCGUGGUCUGAUGAAUUUCAAGACGUUGAUAUCCAACCACGUUUCGAGAACUAUGAGUUUGCAAAUUAUCACUUCGAUCACACCUGGAACAUGAUCGGCGACUAUAAUUGGAAGACGCUUGCGGACAACUACAAUGAGUGUUAUCACUGUCCGACUGCACAUCCAGAUGCUGCUGAUCUAGCAGACCUCAAGAUGUAUUCUGUCGAGACAUCAGGUGGAUAUAUCAAACACUUUGCCAAUACCAGUAAGCAAAAUGUACAGCAAGGACUCAAAAUAGCCAGCACCUUCUAUUUCCCGAAUGCGUGCAUGACUGUGUCACCUCACUUCUUCUACAUGAUGAGAUGUGUGCCAAAAUCGGCACAUCAAUGCUCUAUGGAGUAUGAGAAUUUUGAGGGAAGAUAA